GACAUAUCUUGAGCCUUACCCUUUGCUCUUAAUCAUCAACAACUUGUUGACAACAAUUAUCUCGGUCAUUUUGUUUUCCCUUUUAAUUUUAUGGAUGGCAUUUUAAUCUAAAGAGCUCAGGAUAGUUAGAAGAUUAAUAUGAAUCUAAAUGAUUUACCUGAUGAUUGUUUACUUGUGAUUUUUGACCAAUUUUCUGAUCUUGGUUCGUUUCCGAAGUUAACAAAAGUGUGUAAACGAUGGAGAGAUUUAGUUCAAAUAAGACUACGCAAAGUUAUCUACUUGAAAUAUAUUGCUACUUUCUCGCUAGAAAUGUUUCCUGUCAAGCCUAAAUUGUUUGGUAAAUGUAUUCUCACUAAUGACCUCGUGCUUCUUGAGAGUAUUAAACUCUCUCAAUUUCUGCCAAAUGUUAAGAAAAUUAAAUUCUUUAAUUUUCAUAAUUAUGACGAACAAUGCUUAUGCUCAGCAUUAGCGAAUUUACUUGCCACUGGAAAUCCAAUCACUCAACUGAUCUUCACAAUUGAUGAUCAAAUUUUUUCGCAUUCAUGUCCAAUCAUUGAGAAUUUGUCUCAAUUCAUAAUACCCUAUUUGGAAAAUAUCGAACAUUUAACAACGAAUGUUAAUCUUCUAGUGGAAAAUUAUUUUCAAGCUUAUGGUAAUCACAACAAAUUGAAAAGUCUUGGUAAUCGUCUAGAUUUAACGAUAGAUUUGUCCCAUGUUUUGAAUUUCGCCGAUUCCAUGACCAAUAUUGAACUACUUUUCAUCGAUAGUAGAAAUAGUGAACAUUUAAAUCGUAUUUCCAACUACAAUGGACCAAUUUUCGAGAAGCUCGAAUCUCUCUAUAUCUAUAAUUGUACGAGGCUAUGUUUUAUCACUCGAAUUCUAGACUUUUGUCCAAAUUUACGAAAUCUCACUCUGAUUCUUCCUCUUGGCACCGAAAUAAUCCAAAUAAAUAGUGACAUUAAAAACCACAAUUUACAAGGAUUAUACAUCAAUCCUGGUUGUUCGUAUGGAUACGAUAUAAUUCCAAUUGUGGAAAAAUUUCCUAAUGUUCGAUAUCUUAGAAUCGAUGGAACCUUAACGGAAUCACAAUUAACUAAAAUUGUCGAACUACUCCCUCAUUUAUCAGUAUUGGUGUUUUCUGAUAGCUUCAAUGAUUCGCCAAUUAAGGAUGAUCGAAUCAAAACAUUUUGCAGAUUAAAAAAUUUAAGCAUCAAUUUUUUUCAUCAACUUAGUUGCCCAGAUUUGGAAAAUAACGAACUUCAUAAAAAGUUUCGAAACUCAUUUAAACGUAUAAACGUUAACAAUAAAGUUAACAAUUUUAAUCAAUAAAUUGUUGUAUCACAAUUCUCUUGUAUUGAAUAAUAAUUUGAUUCAAUAACAUAUUUUACCUGAAAAUUAAACUUCAAGCUAAUUAUUGACGAUUAAUAAUUGAUUAAUUUUUAUAUUUUGAGAAAAUAG
Panonychus citri (citrus red mite) is the source of this 1458-nucleotide messenger RNA. RefSeq lists its product as uncharacterized. The transcript is spliced from 6 exons. Bases 139 to 1329 code for a protein of 396 amino acids. Lineage: Eukaryota; Metazoa; Arthropoda; Arachnida; Trombidiformes; Tetranychidae. Gene Ontology annotation, molecular function: protein binding. The record is from RefSeq and is a predicted model, not a curated record.